UGUGUGUGUCUGCCGGCGGAGGCGCGCGGCUGCGGGUGCACAGGCCGCUCGGCCUGGGGAUCUCGCACUCUCGUAACGUCGCCGCUUUAGGACGAGGGACGCCGAGGCUCGCUCGCCGGCGAGCGCGGGUGGCGUCACACAGGCGCGUUCCAGCCGCGAGCCCCCGGCGAGUUUGUGGCAGCCGUCGUUGGGAGUGGGUGGUGGGUGUUGUCGCUGCCUCUCGACCUUCGGUCUGCAGGGAGGAAGCCGCGGAGUCGCCAGGGUGGGCCCAGGCGGGUCUCUGGGUCCCCGGAGUGAGCACACUUUGGCGUCUUGGAGAGUUUGAGGCCUUCCAUCGUUCAACAGUUAGGACAAGCACUGUCAAACAUUUUCGUCAUCACCUUCCGGCCCCCACAUUUUGAAAUGGAUGCGUCUCACGAAAAAUUAGCAAGUAUGUCAGAAUCGGAUGCCGUGAGCGUCAGCGGUCUUCCCCAGGACUUGGUGCGCUUGAAGGACUUGAUGUGCUCAGAUUCUCCCAACUGUGUGGAAACCAUCAGCACCCUUUCAGAUUUGUCCCAGAAUGAAAUAAUGAAUGGAGAGAGGGAAAAUGAGUCCAAAUUCACACUUUGUGAAGCAUUUUGUAGCACAGUACAUGAUUUGUCACAUGGCAGUCACACUGGAGGUUGUUACUCGGAGAAUGAGCAAGUCCAGCCAGUUGAUACCAGCAGUUUUCCCCUGGAACAGCGUGAUCCCCUCCGUGAGGUUCACUGGGCAGAGGUAGCAAAUGAGAAGAUGAGGACAUGUCAGCAUCUGACAGAAGGCUUUUCUGAUGCCAACAAGCCAGACCUGCAAAGCCAUGAGUAUACGUACGUAGAAGAGAUUUCUAUAAAGCAAGACUCAUUUGAGGAAGAAAACCCAGUGGAAACUAGCCUUUCUACAGAUAAUGACCCAUUUGCUAAUGAGUGUGUCAGACAAUCUCCCAGCAGCCCAGCUCUGAUCUACUGCAGUGGAGAGACCUGGGACUUCACAGAAAAGUCCCUGGCUGCCUGUACUGCCAGGGAAUCUGCCCUCCUCCAUCCUCCACCUCAGAGCUGCUUCUGUGAAGAUGACGUACCCUAUAAUGUUGAGAAACCGUCUUACAAGGGUAGUUUUAGCCGGUGUGAUCUGAGAGCCAAUGAUAAAACACAGGAGACUGAAGUUGCUUCAAAAGAAAUACAGAACUUUGGGGAGAUUUCUGAGACGUCAGUCCAUCCCCAAGAGGAAGUCACAGUGGAGAGCAUGGGGAGUCCCGAGAUUGCGUCAACCUGGCGCCCAGCAGACGUCUCCUGGAGUGACGGAGCAGCUCGGCAGAAAUGCAGGACGCCAGACAAGGAGCAGAGCUUCGAGAGCCUGCAGCCCCUGGAAGAGGACAUGGCUCUAAACGAAGUGUUAAAGAAACUGAAACACACCAACAGAAGGCAGCAGAUGCGGAUCCAAGACCUCCAGUGUAGUAACCUGUACUUGGAGAAGAAGGUCAGAGAAUUACAGGGGAAGACUGCUAAGCAGCAGGGGUUUGUGGACAUCAUAAAUAAGCUGAAGGGCCAUAUUGAAGAAUUAAUCGAAGACAAAUACAACAUAAUCCUAGAGAAGAACGAGGCUGACAGGACACUGCAGAAUUUGCGAGAGACUUUAGCUGACGCGCAAAGACACCUUCAGGAAUCCAGGAAAGAGAAGGAAGCUUUGCAGCUUGAAGUCAGAAAGAUCAAGGUGAGUUUCAUUCGCCUACAGGAAAGCUACGUUACUGAAAUGCAGCAAAGAAGUGUAUCUGUCAAUCAGUGGACACAGACGGACAGAGUCUUCGGCAUCAAAGAAGAAGGAGUCCAGAGGUUGCCUCGGCCCAGAGGAGGACUGGAAGAGGUCACCCCCUCUGCCUUGGACCUGUUGAAAAAGGAAAAAGAUACCCAAGAAUUAGAGUUCUUGGCUUUACAGGAGGAAUUCCAGAAACACGAAAAGAAAAACAUGGAAGAAAGACAGAAAUUGAAAUCUAGACUUCAGAAAUCGGUUACUCAAGUUAAAAAUUUGCAAUUCAUGUGGGAAAAUGAAAGGGCUAAGAAUACAGAUCUUCAGCAGCAGGUGGACGAAGUGAAAAGUGAGAAUGCGAAACUGCAGCAGCAGGUGGCGAGGAGCCAGGAGCAAAACCGGGUCCCUAACUACGAGGUGGCUCAGCUGGAGGAGCAGCUGGAGGAAGUCAUGGAACCAGGUGUCACCAAGAAUUCAAAGAUGCUGCAUUCUCCUUUGUUGCUGCCUUGCUCGCCGCGCGAAGAAGGGAGCCGGGCCCCCCCGGAUGUGAAGAGGAAUUCGCAGCUGGCCUCCAAAAUCCACAGCCUCCUGGCUCUGAUGUUAGGACUUCUCACAUACCAGGACAUCAUCAAUCCCCAUGCUGGACACUUCAGAGAGAGUGAGAAAGUGAGUGACAUAAUGCUGCAAAUAUUGAAGAGCUUCCAUCUCAAGAAGAAAAACUUGGAUAAAGAGCUACUGAAACAUAAAGACAAAAUCACAACCUUUAGGGAGUUAAUUGCUAAUGAAAAGGCAUUUCAUGAUCAUGCUUUUGAGGUUACAGGCCGUGAUUCAAAUGAAGCCAAGAAUGUCAGAGAUCUGCCUGUCUUGUUGGGAGCCAAACUGGAUAAGUACCACAAUCUGAACGAGGAGCUUGAUUACUUGAUCACAAAAUUAGGAUAUCUUCUUGAGUCAAAAGAAGACCACUGUGGCAGACUCAUGGAAGAAAAUGAUGAGUAUCAAAGACAUUUAGGCAACUUAAUAAAUAAGGUUACGUCAUAUGAAGAAAUCAUCAGAUGUGCUGACCAGAGGCUGGAGAUGUCCCACUCCCAGAUUGCUCUCUUGGAAGAGAGAAAUAAACAUUUGGAAGAUUUAUUGAGGAGGCCCAGGGAGAGUGCCAGAAAACCAAGACAGACACAGAGAGGAAGAGAAUGCGUCCGUCUUUGGUUCAAUCCCCAGAUACCCACAACAUCCGUGACUGGGGAUGAAGUUGGAGCCAAGAACUCAAUCCAGGUCUCCCGCAUGGUGGCAGGGACCCAAUUACUUGAGCCAUCACUGCUGCCUCCCCAAGGUCUCAGUUAGCAGGAAGCUGGAAUCCGGGGCUGGAGGCAGGCAUCAAACCCGGCACUCCUUCUUUUCCCUGCCUCUUGCCAGGAGGGCUGUGUAGCCCUGCGCCUGUAGCUUCCUGGCCUAGAUGCUCCUCCACGUGGCUGGUUCCUAGUGCUCGAGGUGCAGAUGUGGUGCAGCCAGCUGCUGUCGGCUGGAGGGCCAGUCGUGCACGGUUCUGUCUUGCCAUGCACACUCCAGCUCCAGAUGCCUCUUAUUCCCUGAAGUCGGUGAGAAAGCUGACAGCCAUGUUGGCACUGUCCUCGUGGAACCUUGGUAGCAUGUACAUUAGCAGGAAGCUGAGCAGCAGGACGCAAACCAGCACUCCACACCAAUGCCUGAUUCAGAAGGCGAGGCAAGAAGCUUGACCUGCUGUGUCCCACGCGGCUCCUGCUUAUGUCGCAUGACGUUUAGUGUGCCACCUAUACUUUAGUGUUUCCUCUUAGAUUAGCAAUUCUUAAAAUUUAGCUAUAUUUACUUCAUCUGUAAAUAACAUGGAUACACACAUCCAUACUAUUUAUCUUGAAAGCAGAGAUAUUAAUGCCACUUAAUUUGGGAUUCAAGAAAAGGACUCUAGAGUAAGAAAAAAAAGGCAUAUUAUUAUGUAAAGGGGAUGCUACUCAGAUAUUAAAAAGAAUGAAAUUAUGAUGUCUGUUGCAAAUGAAUGGAAAUGAAGAUGUGAUGAUGGCUUUAUAAAUACAGGCAUUGAUUCAACCUUAUACUGUACAAUAAAAUUAGGUGUACUUUGUUGUAUGCCACUUAUACCUCAAGAAAACGAUUAUGCUGAGAUGGUCACUAAAAUAGGUCUUUUGGGAAAAAUAAACUAGUCCCUGAGUGUGAAUAAAUGUAAAAAAAAAACAAA
Messenger RNA from Oryctolagus cuniculus (rabbit), 3982 nucleotides. Lineage: Eukaryota; Metazoa; Chordata; Mammalia; Lagomorpha; Leporidae. The record is from RefSeq and is a predicted model, not a curated record.